This is a messenger RNA of Ochotona princeps (American pika), 453 nucleotides long. Its product is annotated as keratin-associated protein 15-1. The transcript has a single exon. The record is from RefSeq and is a predicted model, not a curated record. The coding region runs from base 1 to 453 and encodes 150 amino acids. Lineage: Eukaryota; Metazoa; Chordata; Mammalia; Lagomorpha; Ochotonidae.
AUGUCUUACACCUGCAGUUCUGGAAACUUCUCCUCCCGCUCCUUUGGAAACGGCCUGGGGAACUCGGUCUCCACUUGUGAUUCCUUCUACCCCAACAAUGUAGUCUACUCCCCAGGAACCUACCAGGUGGGCUCUUCUCCCCAGGGUAACUGUCAGGAGACAUUCGCUGAGCCCACUGGCUUCCAGGCACCCUUUGCUGUGACCAGACCCUGCCACACAUCAUUCUACCGUCCAAGGAAUUCCAUCUUCUCCAGUUCCUACCAGACAAAUUGCGCUGGAUCUGUUGGAUACGGGAAUACUGAUUUUGGAUCAUUUGGUUAUGGAAAUACCGGUUUCCACUCUGUGGGUUGUGGGCCCAACUUCUUCCGCCCAAAUCAUUUUUCAUCUGGGAGCUGCCAGUCUACCUGUUACCAACCAGCUUUUGGCACUCGCUGUUUUGGAUCAAGUUACUAA